Rosa chinensis is the source of this 1154-nucleotide messenger RNA. RefSeq lists its product as uncharacterized. The transcript is spliced from 6 exons. Bases 127 to 921 code for a protein of 264 amino acids. The record is from RefSeq and is a predicted model, not a curated record. NCBI's taxonomy places the organism in Eukaryota, Viridiplantae, Streptophyta, Magnoliopsida, Rosales, Rosaceae.
UCCAACUCUUAUAGACUUUGGUUUGUGCAUGAAGUUUAAGAAUUCUUGAAGUUUUGAGUUUGGUUUGAUGCCAUGACUUCAUUAAUUUCAAUUUUUUUAUUGUUUUUUUUUUUUUAAAUUUCAGCAAUGGAUAAAUCUUGGAUAAAUGCCGAUAGGGAUACUUUAAAGUACGAAUUGGGUGUUGAAAAUUUCUUGAUUUUUGCUGAAGAAUAUGCUAGUAACCCUAAGAGAAUUCGUUGCCCUUGUGCAAGAUGUGUAAAUUUCAAAAAGAAGUCGAUUAAAGUCAUUAGGGGACAUUUGUAUGAUUAUGGCUUCAGUUUGGGAUACACGGCUUAUCGAUCUCUUAGAAAUGCAAAAGAUUGGCCAAUGAGUGAUAGCAGCAUACACGGCAUAAGCAACUACAUGAACUUAUUACUGAAAGAGACGAGUUGGAUACUUUUGGCUUUAUUGAUCCUGCUGCUACGUACAUAUAACUGCGAGAGAUCAGACUUUAGUUCCUACUUAGUGAAUCUGUUGAAAGAGGGAAAAGCUGAUCGCAUUUUCUUUAUGCCCUACAAUCCGGAGGAACAUUGGAUAUUGACAAUCAUAUGGGAGGAUGAAAUCUACAUCUUGGACCCUUUGGGAAAAUCAAUCCAUUACCAAGCAUGGGAGAGCUCUGUGAUAAAUGCGAUUAAAAGUUUCAAUGCUGAAACGGGUAGGGCUAACAAGGUGCCGAAAUUGAAACUACUUCCGGGCGUACCUAAACAACUGGGUGGAAUUGAGUGUGGCUAUUGUGUAAUGCGAUACAUGAAGGACGUUAUAAAUGAUGAGCAGCUUUCAUUUCCGACCAAGUGGGCAGCAAGGACUCGGAAAGUAUACACCCAAGAAGAACUUGACGAGGUCCGCAUUGAAGUAGCUGACUAUUUGCAGACUUUGUUAUAGAUGCUGACUCUACCAAAGUGAUUUUGAAUAAGGCUAGCUAGAUUUUGUAGCUUUGUUUUGAAGUAGAACGUUGUACAGUUGCAGGUGAACUAAACUGCAUAUUGUUAUUGCAAUGGGAUGUUUUGGGCUAGCCAUGAUGUAGGUUGGGGUGUUUUUGCCUAUUUUUGGAACUAUUAACAAUUCUGUUGUUGGAAAGAAAUUAAUGCAAUGCCUCAUAUUCAAUUGUUGUCGAA